AUGUCUCCGUACGGUGGAACAAUCUCCAAACCCGAGCGGACAGGCGGCCCGCUCGUUCCGCGCACGUACAAGCUCGCCAACUCGCAGGCGCUCACCGUCUUCCCCGUCUCGCGCGAGACCGUUCCCAACGAGCUGCUCGCCUACCUCCAGGGCGUGUUCAAUGAUGUCGUAGAGGAGGGCAGGACGUAUCCGCAGAUGAGCCCGCUCAGUCUCGACGAGUUUGCUGCCUACUUCUUCGCCGCGGACUGCUUCAUCGGCAUCCUCGACGCUGCGCCAGCAGACCUAGGCGACGCCUCAGCUGGAAUGGAUCGGGACGAGAGCUUGCAGCUGGAGAGCGUCGUUGCGGGGCGGGAAUGGAGGGACUGCGUGCUGGGAAUGUACUAUGUCAAGCCCAACUACCCUGGACGAUCCUCACAUCUCUGCAACGGCGGCUUUGUCGUCCCGACCGUCCACCGCGGCCUACGAGUCGGCUCGACCCUCGGUCGCUCCUACCUGCACUACGCGCCCUUACUCGGCUACCGCGGCUCGGUUUUCAACCUCGUCUACGUCUCGAACGUUGCGAGCGUCAAGAUCUGGGAUGGCCUGGGCUUCCAGCGGGCAGGGUUGAUCCCCGGUGCGGGCAAGUUAAAGGGCAAGGAUGGCGCGGAGGACGAGUACGUCGACGCGAUCGUCUACAACUACCAAUUCGUCAAAUAG
Messenger RNA from Rhodotorula toruloides NP11, 696 nucleotides. RefSeq names its product GCN5-related N-acetyltransferase (GNAT). Gene Ontology annotation, molecular function: acyltransferase activity, transferring groups other than amino-acyl groups. The transcript is spliced from 5 exons. NCBI's taxonomy places the organism in Eukaryota, Fungi, Basidiomycota, Microbotryomycetes, Sporidiobolales, Sporidiobolaceae. Bases 1 to 696 code for a protein of 231 amino acids. The record is from RefSeq and is a predicted model, not a curated record.